GGCUCUUCCCAGACAGACAGCAAGGCCACCAAGAAGACCGAGAUGGGCAUGAUGAUGCCCUACAAGAUGUGUGUCUUCGACCAGGAGAACUUCCAGGGCCGCUGCAUGGAGAUCACGGGCGAGUGCAUGAGCGUGUGCGAAGCGGGCUUUGACCGCGUGCGCUCCCUGCGUGUCGACUGCGGCCCCUUUGUGGGCUACGAGCAGAUGAACUUCUGCGGCGAGAUGUACGUGCUGGAGAAGGGCGAGUACCCGCGCUGGGACUGCUGGAGCAACAACUACCGCAACGAGUACUUGAUGUCCUUCCGGCCCAUCCGGAUGGAUACAGAGAAGCACAAGAUCUGCCUCUAUGAGGUGGGCGACUUCAAGGGCCGUAAGAUGGAGAUCAUGGACGACGAUGUGCCCAGCCUCUUCUCUUACGGCUUCACGGACCGCGUGGGCAGCAUCUGCGUCAGCUGCGGAACGUGGGUGGGCUACGAGUACCCUGGUUACCGUGGCAGCCAGUACCUGCUGGAGAAGGGUGACUUCCGGCACUUCAACGAGUUUGGCGCGCGGCACCCCAGGAUGCAGUCGGUGCGCCGUAUCCGCGACAUGCAGUUCCACCCAUUCGGUGCCUACACCAUGGCCAGCAAGUGA
Messenger RNA from Scleropages formosus (Asian bonytongue), 633 nucleotides. Its product is annotated as beta-crystallin B1-like. Lineage: Eukaryota; Metazoa; Chordata; Actinopteri; Osteoglossiformes; Osteoglossidae. Bases 43 to 633 code for a protein of 196 amino acids. The record is from RefSeq and is a predicted model, not a curated record. Gene Ontology annotation, molecular function: structural constituent of eye lens. The transcript has 5 exons. Gene Ontology annotation, biological process: lens development in camera-type eye; visual perception.